AUGCCGGCGGGCGCCGAGCAGCCGCGGGGCGCCGAGCAGCGCCCACCCGCGCAGGGCCCGCCUGCCCAGGGCCCGCCGGCCGCCGCCGAGAAGCCGCCGUCCUCAGGCCGCCGCCGUGCGCCGCCGCCCGCCGCCGAGCAGGGGGAGGAGUCCGGCGGUAGCCGUGUGCUGAGGGGCGGCCGGGAGCGGGGCCGGGCAGUCGCCGCCGCCGCUUCGGCCCCUGGUGGGGCCGCCGCUGCUUCACGCCGCCGUAAGGCCGAGUAUCCCCGGCGCCGGCGGAGCAGCCCCGGGGCUCGGCCCGCCUCCGAACAGCCCCCCGCUGAGACGCCGUCCGCGGCCAAGAAGUCUUCCCGUGCUGGGUGCACGGAUAAAGCAGCUGGUAAAGAUCCCAAAGAAGAGAAGGAGGAGGAGGAGGUCUCCAGUGUCCUCAGCCAUGGCUCCCCUGUCAGCACAGCCAGGCCCAGCAGGAGCUGGCGCAGCAGCAGAGCAGCCACCGUGGCCCGCCAGCGGGACACCGAGAACUCACGUGCCUCCAGAUCCAAGACGGGCUCCCUGCAGCUCAUUUGCAAGUCAGAGCCAAACACAGACCAGCUGGAGUACGAGGUCACAGAAGAGCAUCAGUCUCCAGCUGGAAUCAGCAGUGAUGACGAGGAGGAGAUGCUCAUCAGUGAGGAAGAAGUUCCCUUCAAAGAUGAUCCGAGAGAUGAAACCUACAAGCCCCAUCUAGAGAAGGAAACACCAAAGCAAAGGAGAAAAGCUAGCAAAGGGAAGGAGGAAAAAGAGAAACAGAAAGAAAUUAAAGUAGAAGUAAAAGAAGAAAGCGAGUUUCGGGAAGAUGAAGAACCACCACGGAAGAGAGGAAGGAGGAGAAAGGAUGACAAGAGCCCAAGGCUUCCCAAGAGAAGGAAGAAGCCCCCGAUACAGUAUGUGCGCUGUGAGAUGGAAGGCUGCGGCACCGUCCUGGCUCACCCACGGUACCUGCAGCAUCACAUAAAGUACCAGCACUUGCUGAAGAAAAAAUACGUGUGUCCUCAUCCCUCCUGUGGUCGGCUCUUCCGGCUCCAGAAGCAGCUGCUGCGGCAUGCCAAACACCACACAGAUCAAAGGGAUUACAUCUGUGAGUACUGUGCCCGGGCGUUUAAGAGUUCUCAUAACUUGGCGGUGCACCGAAUGAUCCAUACGGGGGAGAAGCCUUUGCAGUGAGUACUUCUGCCUGUCUCUUGCUCUCCUA
Molecule: messenger RNA, 1231 nt
Organism: Melopsittacus undulatus (budgerigar)
Lineage: Eukaryota; Metazoa; Chordata; Aves; Psittaciformes; Psittaculidae
Gene: ZFP91
Product: ZFP91 zinc finger protein, atypical E3 ubiquitin ligase
Exons: 10
Coding region: 1-1203 (400 amino acids)
Biological process (GO): regulation of transcription by RNA polymerase II
Cellular component (GO): nucleus
Molecular function (GO): transcription coregulator activity
Source: RefSeq, a predicted model, not a curated record